Molecule: messenger RNA, 784 nt
Organism: Patiria miniata (bat star)
Lineage: Eukaryota; Metazoa; Echinodermata; Asteroidea; Valvatida; Asterinidae
Exons: 4
Coding region: 115-696 (193 amino acids)
Source: RefSeq, a predicted model, not a curated record
GCUGCAACUUCUGCACCAAAGACGCCUCCUCGAGCACUGCCUUCUCCACCCUCAUCCUUGAUCAGUCAGUGGCCAGCUCCAGUUUGUACAGCAACAGAAAAGAAAAUAUUGACAAUGCUUGAAGAGGUCAAGAUGUUUCAAGCGGAGAACAGGGCAAUGCUCAUCAGCAUCUGUAGAAAGCUUGACAACUAUGUGCAGGGGAAUACAGCUUCAACCAGUGGUCUUCCAGAGGAGGUGGUUCUUCCUUUAAAGUUGGUGAAGGACAUGCGAGACCUUGAAACUACCCUAAACAACUUUGAGAAGGAGAAACAAUUGGUGACAUACUUAUCCAACAUCGGGGGAGACAGUCUAAAGAGCAUCGUACGAAGAAUCCUUACAUGUGUCAUCAGCAACGACCUAGCACGACAGUAUAACUGGGUUGGCAAAGGAACAAAGGAAGCUUUUUGCAAGCUGAGGCUUGUCACUGUCAUACACAGAGCUGUUCGAAGAAACCCAUCCGUGCAGUCGGCCACAAACGCCGAAAUUGACGAGGUGAUGAAAGUGUGGCUCCGCUACUCGAAAGACCGAGAUGGUGGCAGGGCAGCAAGACGAGCAGCAGCCGCAGCCGCAGCUGUAGCUGAGCCUGCAGCAAGCCAGAGUCCUUCCAAUCUUGAUGAACUAUCCACAGAGGAAUACAGCAGCAGUGACAGGGAAUGAAGGUUGUUCAAUAGUGUUUCAUAAAAAGAGGUAUUCUUGAUUUUAACAGUUAAUAUGACAAGACCUAUUCAAAAGCCUUUGGUAAAAA